Gossypium arboreum is the source of this 678-nucleotide messenger RNA. RefSeq lists its product as uncharacterized. NCBI's taxonomy places the organism in Eukaryota, Viridiplantae, Streptophyta, Magnoliopsida, Malvales, Malvaceae. Bases 1 to 678 code for a protein of 225 amino acids. The transcript is spliced from 2 exons. The record is from RefSeq and is a predicted model, not a curated record.
AUGAGUUCGCGUGGUAGUCAUGGACGGGGAACUCGUUUGUGUCGAGGACGCCAAAGAGGAGCUCGAGUAGAGUCAUCCUUUAUGGGUAGUAUGCCCAACUUGGAGACUAGUGUAACAGUUGAUACUCCCACUACUGAGACAGUGUCCCAGACUCGGACGACUGGGGACGAAACACUGGGUGCCAUAGGAGUCGCUCCUACUAUUGCAGAAUAUUGGCUCGAGGCUACCGAGCAUAUUAUGACUAAUCUAGAUUUUACCCCCACUCAAAAAUUGAGGGGUGCAGAGUCUUUACUCCGGGACAAAGCCUAUCAGUGGUGGCUGACAGUUGAGCAAGGUGCUCAGCCUGAGCAGGUUAAUUGGGAUUAUUUCAAGAACACCCUUGAAGGUAAGUACGUGGGGGCCAGUUAUGUUAAGGCUUGCCGACGUGAGUUUAUGAGCCUAGUUCAGGGCGACCGAUCUGUUGUUGAAUAUGAAGCUGAGUUUCUGCGAUUGAGCAAGAAUGCACGGGCACUGGUAGCGUCUAACUACAACAAGUGUGUGAGGUUUGAGGAAGGAUUGAGAUAUGAUCUGCGAGUUAUGAUAGCUCUUAAGAGGGAACAGGUUUUUGCGGUUCUGGUUGACAAAUCAAAUAUAAUGGAGAAAGUGAAGCGCACUGAGCGCGAGUGGCGUGACCGCUAG